CCAGCCGCCGCUCCUCCAGCGGAGGCCGCCGCCAAGAAGAAGCCGGCUAAGAAGACGGCAGCCGGUCCCGGCGUGUCCGAGCUCCUCGUCCAAGCCGUGUCCGCUUCCAAGGAGCGCAGAGGGGUGUCCCUGGCCGCCCUCAAGAAGGUCCUGUCCACCGGAGGAUACGAUGUGGACAAGAACAAGAGCCGCCUGAAGAUCGCCCUCUUGGCGCUGGUGACUAAGGGGAGCCUCGUCCAGGUCAAAGGCCAUGGGGCCUCCGGAUCGUUCAAGAUCAACAAGAAGCAGCCUGAGGGCCCCAAAGACAAGGCCAAGCCCAAGAAACCGGCUGCUAAGAAGGCUACAAAGUCCCCCAAAAAGAAGGCGGCCAGAAAAACAACCACCGCAGUCAAGAGCCCCAAGAAGGCCGCCAAGUCCCUCAAGAAGGCGGCGGCCAGCAAAACAACCACUGCAGCCAAGAGCCCCAAGAAGCUGGCUGCCAAGAGACCAGCAAAGGCUGCAGCCAAAAGGUUACCAAGAGCCCCAAGAAGAUCAAAGCUGCAGCCAAGCCGAAAGCCGCAGCUAAGAAGGUGGCUAAGCCCAAGAAAGCCGCUCCGAAGAAGAAAUAAUGGGCGGCGACCUCCAUCUCCACCCCCAAAGGCUCUUCUCAGAGCCCCCCACCUCCUCCCAACAGAGCUCUCCAUACAUACACCGGCAUUGCUGAGUGCACACACUGCUCUGCAUGUCAUCUUUCCCCGAUAUAGAAGAUUUGAUAGAAAUAAAGAUUGA
This is a messenger RNA of Staurois parvus, 768 nucleotides long. Lineage: Eukaryota; Metazoa; Chordata; Amphibia; Anura; Ranidae. The record is from the annotation of a GenBank genome assembly.